GGUAAGGUCGGGCCAUGGUGGGGCAGAGGUUGGGAAGAUGGCGUGGCGAGGUUGGGUACGGCGAGGCUGGGGCUGCGGCCAGGCGUGGGUGCUGCCCACGGGCAUGUCCCGCUGCGGGGAGCUCCCUUCAGCCGGGUCGCCGCAGCUGCUCGAACGCAGGUUUAACUUCUUUAUUCAGCAAAAAUGUGGAUUCAGAAAAGCUCCAAGGAAGGUUGAACCUCGAAGACCAGAUACAGGAUCAAGUGGUGAAUCAUAUAAAAGAAGCGCUUUGAUCCCUCCUGUAGAAGAGACAGUCUUUUAUCCUUCUCCCUACCCUAUAAGGACUCUUGUGAAACCUUUUUUUUUUACUGUUGGGUUUACAGGCUGUGCAUUUGGAUCAGCUGCUAUUUGGCAAUAUGAAUCACUGAAAUCCAGGGUCCAGAGUUACUUCGAUGGAAUAAAAGCUGACUGGUUGGAUAGCAUAAGACCACAGAAAGAAGGAGACUUCAGAAAGGAGAUUAACAAGUGGUGGAAUAGCCUAAGUGAUGGCCAGCGGACUGUGACAGGUAUCAUAGCUGCAAACAUCCUUGUAUUCUGCUUAUGGAGGGUACCAUCACUACAUCGAACAAUGCUGAGAUAUUUUACAUCCAAUCCAGCGUCAAAGGUUCUUUGUUCUCCAAUGUUGCUGUCAACAUUCAGUCAUUUCUCCUUAUUUCACAUGGCAGCAAAUAUGUAUGUUUUGUGGAGCUUUUCCUCCAGCAUAGUGAACAUUCUGGGUCAAGAGCAGUUCGUGGCAGUAUACCUAUCUGCAGGUGUUAUUUCCAAUUUUGUCAGUUAUGUGUGUAAAGUUGCCACGGGACGAUAUGGACCUUCACUUGGUGCAUCAGGUGCAAUCAUGACCGUGCUUGCAGCAGUCUGCACCAAGAUCCCAGAAGGGCGACUCGCUAUCAUCUUCCUCCCACUCUUCACCUUCACAGCAGGAAAUGCCCUAAAAGCCAUCAUCGCGAUGGAUACAGCUGGGAUGAUCCUGGGAUGGAAAUUUUUUGAUCAUGCAGCACAUCUUGGAGGCGCUCUCUUUGGAAUAUGGUACAUUACUUAUGGUCAUGAACUCAUUUGGAAGAACAGGGAGCCUCUAGUGAAACUAUGGCAUGAAAUGAGGACUAAUGGCCCCAAGAAAGGAGGUGGCUCCAAGUAAAGUGGGGCUGGCCAGUAUUGGUGCAUCCAAUCCUUUCUGUUGGGAGCUCACAGCCAAAUCCCUGCCUGGAAGAUACCCAGCAUCCAGCUGCCUCAGUGUUUUAAAUGUCCCCAGUACAUGUCUUCUUAGGAAGAAAAUUAUGGCAAAGUUGUGAAAUAAAUGUCGUAUCUCUAGUUUGUAAA
Nannospalax galili (Upper Galilee mountains blind mole rat) is the source of this 1356-nucleotide messenger RNA. RefSeq names its product presenilin associated rhomboid like (gene Parl). The transcript has 10 exons. NCBI's taxonomy places the organism in Eukaryota, Metazoa, Chordata, Mammalia, Rodentia, Spalacidae. The coding region runs from base 38 to 1174 and encodes 378 amino acids. The record is from RefSeq and is a predicted model, not a curated record. Gene Ontology annotation, cellular component: membrane. Gene Ontology annotation, molecular function: serine-type endopeptidase activity.